This is a messenger RNA of Microcebus murinus (gray mouse lemur), 7079 nucleotides long. Its product is annotated as KIAA1586 ortholog. Lineage: Eukaryota; Metazoa; Chordata; Mammalia; Primates; Cheirogaleidae. The record is from RefSeq and is a predicted model, not a curated record. Gene Ontology annotation, biological process: protein sumoylation. Gene Ontology annotation, molecular function: SUMO ligase activity.
GCUGGUCUCCAUCUCCUGGCCUCAAGCAAUCCUCCUGCCUCAGCCUCCCAAAGUGCUGGGAUUAAUAGGUGUGAGACAUCAUGCCCAGCCUCCUCACAGUUUUUAAUCUCCUUACUUCUUUUUUUUUUCUGCUUUCUGCAAGAUUUUCUUUGUUAUAUAUCCUCAAAACAAUCUAUUAAACUUUUAAUUUCAAUCAUCAAAAUUCUAAGAGUUAUUUUUUGUUCACACAUUAUUCUUUUUUCAGAAAAUUAUAGGCUGAUAUUAAUAUGUGCAUGCUGUAUUGCCAUAGACUGAUUAUUUGUGUCCCACCCCUCACCACAAAUUUAUAUGUUGAAACUUAAUCCCUAAUGUGAGGGUAUUUGGACAUGGAGCCUUUGGGAGGUAAUUAGGUCAUGAGGGCAGAAUAGAAGUAGUGGCCUUAAAAAAGAGGCCCCAGAGAGAUCCCUCGCCUCUUCUGCCAAGUAAAGACACAGCAAAUAGAUGACUGUUUUUGUGAACUAGGAGGAAGACCCUCACCAGACCUUAAAUUUGCUGGCACCUUCAUCUUGGACUUCCCAGCCCCAUCCAGAACUGAGAAAGAUAAAUUUCUGUCAUUUAUAAGCCAUCUAGUCUAUGGUAUUCUCUUAUAGUAGCCCAAGCUAACUAAGAUAACUAUAUUUAUCUCUCUGAAAAUUUUAAUUACUAUUGUCCUGGAUUAGGCUUUGGCUUAAGGGAAUGUUGUACCAGUUUGAUCUUCUAUCCAGACCACUAUAGGUUUCUCUAUAUCAGCAAUAAGGCUGUUUCACUUUUUUAUCAUCCACAUGUUCCCUGGUGUGGCACUUUUAAUUUCCUUCCAGAACUUUCCCUUCGUAUUCACUACUUGGGCCGUUCGGUGCAAUAGGCCUAACUUAUGGUUUAAAGUGAGAGAUGUGCAACUUUUCCUUUCACUUUAACACUUAGAGGGUAUUGCAGGGUUAAUUUCAAUGUUGUUGCCUCUCAGGGGAUAGAGAGCCCCAAGGAGAGGGGGAGAGACAGAGAACAUAGAGCAGUCAGAGCACAAACAUUAAUCAAUUAAGUUUGCUGUCUUACAGGAGCAUGGUUUAUGGAGCCUCAAAAUACUAUCAAUAGUAAUGUCAGAGAUUACUGACCACAGAUUGCCAUAACAGAUAUGGCAACAUUGAAAAGUUUGAAAUAUGCGAAUUGCCAAAAUGUGACAGAGAAACAUGGAGUAAGCAUAUGCCGGUGGGAAAUGGUGCUGAUGGACUUGCUCGGCGGAGAGUUGUCACAAACCUUCAAUUUGGAAAAUAUGCAAUAUCUGUGAAGCACAUAAAGUGAAGCACAAUAAAAUGAGAUAUGCCUCUACUAAAAAAAUGCUCAGGUAAUUUUAAAAGUCUAUGUUGCAAAUCUUCCCAGCCAAAAUAGACUUUAUAAAUGAAUUUAAAUGUGAAAUUCCAGACAGAACAACUACUUAACUGAGAUUACUGCUUCAGAUAAAGAUGAAAUAAUGGAGACUGGAUUUACCCUCCCACCUGAAACAACUAAAACACUGUAUAAAACAUAUGAAAUAACAGCUUUCAAGACAUUACAUAUCAAAUAUUGAAGGACAGUGAUCCCUGGAAGACAGAAAACCUUACAACUGCCCAUGCUUUCUGUUUAGAGAAAGCUUUGAGGCCUAGAAGUAGGGUGACGAACCUAGGAAGCGCCUGUUGGUAUCCCUGAAUGGAGAAGCUGAACCUGGGAGUCCAGGAAAGCCGAGGGAGCUAGAAGCACACAGAGAAGACCGGCAGAGAGGAGAGUGUCACACGGAGAAACAGCUCCAGAGAUCUGCAGAGGGUCCCCUGGAGUACUCAGUUGAUUCUGAUCGGCACAUGCAUGGGAGAAAAAUACCCAAGCUAGCGCAAACACUGCCCAGAUUUCAGAAAAUAACUGCCUACCAGAUAAUUCCUGCUGAAAGCUGCAAGUGCAGAAAAGCAUAUAUGGCUUGGAGUCUUUCCCAUCCCUUCAUUGUUAGCUGCCUGAAUCACAUCAGACUUUCCCCUGCCUCUUGGAGAUACAGUAUUGCUGUUGACUUUUUGUGUUUGGCUUUCUGGACUACUUGCAGUCUGACAGUGUGUACCUUUCAUAGCAGAAGUUACUCAACCAUGAGCUAAUAGCAUGACUCUACUUCCCUUACUUUUCCGUUACACACUCCUGAGUAGUUUGACUAUUGUCCCCAUAAUGAGAUUAUCCUUACUAGGUUGCUUCUGGGAAUGAUCAACAUGGCCUAGCUGCUGGCACCUCCUUCUCUUUCUUUGGGAUGCCACUCCGUCUUUCUUUCCUCUCUCUGUCUCUCUCUUUCCUCUAAAAAGGAUAAAAUAAACUUUUUACUCUUAUAUAUCUCAAUUUCUGCAUCUUUCUCCACCUGUGCCAUGAGCACCUACAAGGCUUUCCCACCCUAACAAAAGAUCUUAGCAGACACUACCAAUGGAGAUAUAUGCAAUGGCAAAUCGACACACAAAAUGAUGCUCAACAUUAUUAGGUUAAUGCAAAUUAAAAUCAUAAUGAGGCAUCACUACAAACCUCUUUGAGUAUCUAAAAUGAAAAAGACUAUCCCUGAAAUAAUUACAGAAUCAAAGGGUGUGAGCAUAUUUGGGCUUUAGCCAUAUAAUGCUUAUUUGUUUUCUAAGAGCUUCACUGAAUAACUCUUACCUGCAACCAAUGAAAGUAAAAGUUCCACUGCCCUCCCACCAGCACAUUAGGAAAAUAUUUUAAACACAAGUUUCUCUUAGACAUUUAAGGGAUUUAGAAGUAGUAAAUUACCAUGAAGCUUUGGGGGGCUCAUUUUGGCAAGUCCCUCUUGUUUUCUAGUUUCAUCUACAAGUAUUUUUCUCAAAUUUAGUUGGUAGAAAAGCAAUUGUAGGUUUAGUGCACUUUGUGGAAAUGCAAAAAAUAGAACAGGUUAAUUCAAUACUAGCUACAAACAAAAGAAGUCACAUGCUAUGUUCACAUUUAGACCAGCAAAAACAGUCCUCAGAGUGAGAAAGUAAUUAUCUACUGGGGCAUUUAUCAGAGGCUCAAAUAACAAAGAUAAAGCCAGUUGCAAAAUUAAUAAAACACAACCUUUCUCCCAAAGAAAUACUGCACAUGUAAAGAUGAUUUUAGGUAACUAUCGCUUUCUUACUGAAAAACUUCCUUCUCUAAAAUCACAGACUAUCAGAAACUUUGAGAAUGUAUCAGUAAGGAUGAAAUAACUUUCUUUUGGCUGGAGAAGCUAUCACUUUGACAUAGAGACUCAGUUUCACAUUCCAACCCUAGUGCUAGUGCACAGAUAGCUACACAUAAGGAAAGCCUUUCUGAACACAACGUUCCUGUAUCUGUAUUAACUUCGUAGUUCUCAGCAAGAUCCUGGGUCCAUUAUGCAGUCCAUACGUGACAUUGAACCCUUUACACAUAGCCCUAACUGACUUUGAAUCUGUGAAACCAUUGCUUCAGUUAAAUUUCACCUAAAUUUCUACUUUUCCUUAAAAAGUAGCCGGGUGUGGUAUAGUAGCAGGCACUUGUAGUCCCAGGUACUUGAGAGACUGAGGCAGGAGGAUCGCUUCAGCCCAGAGUUUGAGGUUGCAGUGAACUACGAUGAGCCACUGCACUUUACCAGGGGUGAUGCAGUCAGACUCUGUCACAAAAGCAAAGCAAAGCAAAGCAAAACAAAACAAAACAAACACAAACAAAAAAACUUAUAAUAACUAUUUUUUCCUUUGUAUGGUGAGAUGCCUCCAAAGUUCCCUGCUGUGUGAUCUGGUCAUUGUAGGUCGGGGACAGAAUGAUAAAGGUGAGUUUCUAGGACUACAGACCUGCCAACUAAAGGUGGUCUUAGGCUGAUACAGUUUUUUAAAAAGAAUGUUCUCAAUUAAAAUGUUUUCAUAAAUUGUAUCUGUUUGCAAUCAUUUGCGUAUAAAUACUGAACAGGAAAAGGUGGGCCAUAAUUUUGGUAAGGCAAUAUCUGAGCAAACCACAAAAAAAGCAUUUUAACAUCAUUGUUCUAUAGACCAAUACCUGGGUGUAGAAAGAGAGAGAAAGGUCAACUAUCCUACUUCAGUAGAGCAGUGGCCAAGAGGGACGCAUGCGCUGUAGCUCAGAGCCUCGAUUCCCCUCGAACUACCCGGGGCGGUCUCGAAGCCUACCGGAACUACAAUUCCCAGCAUGCUGAGCGGCGCAGAGAGUGGAGGCGGUGAGUGAGAGAAAGGCUCGGGGGCUCCUGGGCCAGUGAGGACAGCUUUUCCUUUUGAAGCGGUUUUGCUCUUAGUUCUGCCUGAGUCGUCGGUUCCUCAGCGGUCACGCAGGAGCGGGAGGAGUCGUCGUGGUGGCGACGGCGACCCGGGACAGUAGCGACGGCGGCGGAGACAGCAGGAGCGGUGGUGCUGUCAGUUAGGCCGUCGGAGAAAUGGGAGACCCGGGGCCGGAGAUAAUAGAAUCUGCCCCUCCAGCUGGGCCUGAGGCAUCUGAAUCUACAACGGAUGAAAACGAAGAUGACAUUCAGUUUGUUAGUGAAGGACCAUCGAGACCUGUUCUUGAAUACAUUGAUUUGGUCUGUGGUGAUGAUGAAGAGCCUGGCACUUAUCAUACUGAUAUUCCGUUCCCUAAAAUGUCAAAACGACAGGGUGAUUUUUUACAUUUUUUAAAUGUGAAGAAGGUGAAGAUGGAAACAGAAAGUAACAAUAGGAACAAAAAUCAUUGUGGAUUUUCUAAAUCAAAGGAACCAAAUUUUGAACAACCAAUCAUUGAAGAAAAGCCAUUGUGUUCAUUAAAGGAAGAAAUAGAUAAUCUGGUGCUUCCAGAUUGUUGGAAUGAAAAACAAGCAUUUAUGUUUACAGAACAGUAUAAAUGGCUUGAAAUAAAAGAAGGUAAAUUAGGAUGUAAGGAUUGUUCAACAGUUCGACAUUUGGGAUCGAAAGCAGAAAAGCAUGUCCAUGUGUCCAAGGAAUGGAUUGCGUAUUUAGUAACCCCUAAUGGUAGCAAUAAAACUACUAGGCAAGCUUCUCUGCGAAAAAAAAUUAGGGAACAUGAUGUUUCUAAAGCCCAUGGUAAAAUUCAGGAUUUGUUAAAGGAAUCAGUUAAUGAUUCAAUUUCUAAUUUGGUGCAUAAACAGAAUAAUAAAAAUAUUGAUGCUACCAUAAAAGUUUUUAAUACUGUUUACAGUUUAGUAAAACAUAAUAGACCUUUAUCUGAUAUUGAGGGGGCAAUAGAAUUACAAGAAAAAAAUGGAGAGGUCAAUUGUUUAAAUACACGCUACAGUGCAACAAGAAUAGCAGAACAUAUUGCAAAAGAAAUGAAGAUGAAGAUAUUUAAGAAUAUUAUAGAAGAGAAUGCCAAAAUCUGUAUCAUAAUUGAUGAGGCAUCUACAGUUUCUCACAAAAAAAGCACCCUAGUGAUCUAUCUCCAGUGCACAGUUCAGUCAGCUCCUGCACCUGUUAUGUUAUUUGUUGCUUUAAAAGAAUUGGUGUCAACCACAGCAGAGUGUAUUUUCAAUACAUUAUUGACUACUUUAAAUGAUUGUGGGUUUACAAAUGAAUAUUUGAAAGCAAAUCUAAUUGCAUUUUGUUCUGAUGGUGCUAAUACAAUACUGGGAAGAAAGUCUGGAGUAGCCACAAAAUUGUUAGAAUAUUUUCCUGAAAUCAUCAUUUGGAACUGUUUAAGCCAUCGAUUGCAAUUGUCACUUGAUGAUUCAAUAUCUGAAAUAAAACAAAUUAAUCAUUUUAAAAUAUUUCUUGAUAAAAUUUAUUCUAUUUAUCAUCAGCCUAAUAAAAAUCAAACCAAGUUUUUAGGAACUGUAGCUAAAGAACUUGAAAUUGAAAUUAUUAAAAUUGGUCGGGUAAUGGGACCAAGUUGGAUAGCAUGUAGUUUACAGGCUGCUACUGCUGUAUGGCGUGCAUAUCCUGUAUUAUAUAUGCAUUUUUCUCAUUCUUAUUCUGGUUUGGCAAAGAGAUUAGCAAACAUUAAUUUCUUACAAGACCUUGCUUUAAUGAUUGACAUUCUUGAAGAAUUUUCACUACUUUCGACUGCAUUACAGUCAAGAUCAACUAACAUUCAGAAAGCACACAAAUUGAUCAAACGUACCAUUAAAGCUUUUGAAAAUUUAAAAAUUGGUACUGGAAAGUAUGAAUCUCAAAUUGAAGAACUGAUUAAGUCAGAGAAGUUUAAAGAUAUUCCACUUAAUAAAAAUAAUAAAUUUAAUGCUCUUCCUAGGAAUAUGUUACUAGAAAAUAUUAUUCAGCAUAUGAACUUACGUCUUUUAUCUGACAGAAACCAUGAUGAUGAAAGUAUUCUUAAUUAUUUUGAUUUACUAGAACCUUCUAUGUGGCCUUAUGAAGAAAUAACUUCACCAUGGAUAGUUGGUGAAAAAAAAUUAUUUCAUUUGUGUGAAAUUUUAAAAUAUGAAAUCAAUUUGAAUGAUUUUCGGGAAUUUGUAAAUAAUAAUAUAAAAUCAAACAAUGUUUCAAUUCCUACAACUAUCCAAAAAGCUAAAAAGAUAGUUAGCACUAUUGCAAUCAAUAGUGUUGAAGCUGAAAGAGGUUUCAAUUUAAUGAACGUAAUUUGUACGAGGGUGAGAAAUAGUUUAACAAUAGAUCACAUAUCAGAUUUAAUGACAAUAAAUUUAUUGGGGAAAGAAUUAGCAGAUUGGGAUGCAACUCCAUUUGUAAAAUCUUGGUCAAAUUGCAACCAUAGGUUGGCUACAGACACAAGAGUUCGGCAGAAAUCAACAAAAGCCUAUGAGAAUCAAUUGGCUAUACGGAACUUACAAUAAAGAGUAUUAUAUAUGUUUUUAUCUGUAAAUUGUGUACCACAUAUCCUUUAUAUAGAGAGUUUUUUUGUAGGGGGGAAGCCACUUAAACUUUUAUCAGCUUGUUGCUGUUUUAAAAGGCAUUUCUCUACAGAGAGAAAGUUGAUGAUUGGUUUCGGGAACUAUAAUUUUUUAGAGAUUGGCCUAUGUCUGCUAGAAUGGGUCAUAAUAUAUAUUCUAAGAAGUUCUGUACAGAACAUCCAACCAUUUCCACUUCUGUACUAUUUAAGGAUGCAAAAAAAUAAGAUGACUCAGAUCUAAGUUCCUAAGUUCCGGAGGUUAU